AUGGCUCCCGUGAUGACUAGGAAGACGCUCAUGAUUACCGGGUUCACUAUCUCCAACGGGACCUUCAACCCAAAAGACUGCACACCCCACCGGUGCGCCGUCUUCGCGGCCGGCGGCUACGACUGGUCCAUCUGCUACGCCAUCGCGGAUGCCAUCGACAUCUGCCUGCAGCUCGAGACCUCGGCGGGCCCCAUCGUGACCGCGUCGUUCGCCGUCGGCCUCCUCGACCCCGCGGGCAGCCUGCCGCCGUGGAGGUUGCCGGCCAGCCGGGAGGUGCCGCCGCCUCAAGUGCUCGACCCGCACCGCGCCGCCAAGGGGAGGCAGGUGGCCGUCUCCGUGCCCAAGGAUUUCCUCAACGCGGCACCGGACCCCCGGUACCUCCCGCGCGGCGGCCUCCUGCUCGAGUGCACCCUCACCGUCUUCACGGAGACGCCGGCGCCUACGGCGGCCGCCCGGGCCCGAGCAAGCGCCCAGGCGCUCGACAUGAAGGAGCAGCUCGCCAAGAUCUACGCCACGGGGGACGGCGCCGGCGUGACCUACUCCGUGCAGGGGAGGCUCUUCCGCGCCCACAGGAUCGUCCUCGCGAUGCGGUCGCCGGUGCUCAGGGCGCAGCUCUUCAGGGGGAUGAUGGAGAGCUCGGCGCGGCUCAUCGAGGUCAAGGACAUGGCGCCUGAUGUCUUCGAGGCUCUCCUGCGCUACAUCUACACCGACGCCUUGGACGUCGACGGUGAGGUUGACGAGGACGCGACCGAGGUGACAUCCCAUCUGCUGGUGGCCGCGGAUCGCCACUACUACAAAAACGAUUUGUAG
Molecule: messenger RNA, 810 nt
Organism: Panicum virgatum (switchgrass)
Lineage: Eukaryota; Viridiplantae; Streptophyta; Magnoliopsida; Poales; Poaceae
Product: BTB/POZ and MATH domain-containing protein 2-like
Exons: 1
Coding region: 1-810 (269 amino acids)
Biological process (GO): protein ubiquitination
Molecular function (GO): protein binding
Source: RefSeq, a predicted model, not a curated record